Molecule: messenger RNA, 1146 nt
Organism: Adineta steineri
Lineage: Eukaryota; Metazoa; Rotifera; Eurotatoria; Adinetida; Adinetidae
Source: the annotation of a GenBank genome assembly
AUGUCUCUUGAAAUGAAACAAAUAUUUGUCAUCGCUAUUACAACAUUUAUAUUGAUAUCAUCAACUCUAAAUCAACAACUUCUAACAAAUCUUCCAUUCGAAUGUCGAGGUCGUUUAGAUGGUUUUUGGCGUGAUUUGAGAUAUUGUGAUGUGUUUCAUUCAUGUGUUGGCGGCAUACAAAAGCUAUCAUACGGAUGUCCUCAAGUGGGAGAACGAUUCUAUUUCGAUGAUGCAACUCAGAGAUGUGAAUUUGCUUCUCAAAAUGCAGCCGGUUGUCAAAUGAAUCAGUAUUAUGGUCCUAUUGCCAGUACACCAACAUUUUCUGGGUCACAACUGAGCACACAAGCUCCUACUGAACCAUGGAAAAUUUUUGUUCAAUCCCGAGAACAAUUUAGCUGCGCAAAUCGACAGGAUGGAUUUUACGCUAGUCGAUGGUGUAACGUUUUCUAUCGUUGCUUUAGUGGCGUUUCCAAUUCAUUUAUUUGUCCAGCCCAACGAGGUGGUGGACGUUUAUGGUGGAUUCAACAUGGUUCACAACAAGCUGUAUCAGAAGCAUCAGCUACAUGUAUUUUUCCAUGUGAUACUGGCAAACAAUGUUCAAGUCCUGGUGGAAUUAUAGUAGAAAAUGGAAAUCAAAUCAGUGAAAGUCAACAAGAAGCUGAAACUGCGUAUAGACUAUCUCCAUGUUCAAAUCAAACUUCACCAAUAAAUACAGGUGGUGUAGGAGGAACUCAGACAGGUUCAGGUGUCACUCAACCAGGACAACAGCCUGGUUCCAGUACAGGAGUUGGAACAGGUCAACCAGGAACAGGAAACCAGGGUGGCUCACCCAGUACAGGAGUUUCGUUCACAGUUGAUUCGAAUGUGAAUUGCAAUGGUCAACCUGACGGUGUAUUCUUAUCUAGUCCUUAUUGCAAUGUCUUUCAUCGAUGUAUAUUUGGUAGUAGAUUUGAUUUUCGUUGUGCUCGUGGAAAUAAUGUUUCCUAUGAUUUAUGGUGGAAUCAACAGACUAAUGUAUGUGAUUGGCCAUGUCGUGUACAAUGUACUAAUCAACUAUUUGGAUCGACGACAUCGACACAACAAGUUCAAAGUGAAAGUUUAGCUUUUUUUAAUAACGAUUGUCGAGCCUAUCCACGUAUUUUUUAA